Molecule: messenger RNA, 3718 nt
Organism: Amphimedon queenslandica
Lineage: Eukaryota; Metazoa; Porifera; Demospongiae; Haplosclerida; Niphatidae
Product: adhesion G protein-coupled receptor E2-like
Exons: 23
Coding region: 1093-3429 (778 amino acids)
Biological process (GO): G protein-coupled receptor signaling pathway; cell surface receptor signaling pathway
Cellular component (GO): plasma membrane
Molecular function (GO): G protein-coupled receptor activity
Source: RefSeq, a predicted model, not a curated record
UCAACAUGGACCUUUUUAACAGUCAGCUUCAAGUCGAGAUAGAAAAGCGAUAUGGGGCACUGAGCGAGUCCCUACACGACUAUGUGAGCCCUCUGUCAAUACUAAUGAUGAAGAAAGGGCUGAUAGGACGGCAGGCAAUGCUAGAGAAGGACUACCACGCCAUGAUGAUGCAAUACAUGUCGGCCAUGGACCAGAUGGAGAGUGUCCCCCAAUUAGAGAGGCACUGUAAAAAGUUCCUGGUCAUACUAAAUAAUCUAGGACCCCUUCAGGCUCUGGAGGGAGAGAAACUCAUGAAGGCGUGGCAGAGGGCAAUGAAUAUAUACGGAUUUCCUCAUUUUCUUUGUAACGCUCCUUCUUCCCAACCUCAGCCUGUCUCUUCAUCUUCUAACACACAAUCACUUAGUUAUAUCAAAGCUUUAGAUAAAGGCAAGCGUCACAAAAGCAACUUGUCUACUACCGGAAAUAGACCCUAUAAUACAAAUCACUGGAUACUCGUAGCUUCAAUUUCAAGUCUCACUGUAUUACUGAGCAUAUUAGUACUAUACUAUGUCGAAGCAAAAGCAAGCAAUUCAGAAGGCUCUCCUUCAGACCUACCUUAUUAUACAGAAUCAGUUGUUUUAGAUGUCGACGUGACAGAAAGUCCUAAAUGCGUCUUAUCAUGUGACUCAACCCCUCGACUAAAAGAGAUGCUAACUGUUCUUGAGACACUCAUGGAUUGGAAGGAGUUUGGCAUUAAUUUGGGCAUUGAAUAUCACGAGAUUAAAAAAAUAAAGAAAGAAAAUAAAUUGAUCAACGACUCCAAAAUAAAACUGUAUAAUUAUUGGCUUAACGCCGACACUGCAGCUUCUUGGCAGAAAGUGAUAAAUGCUUUAGAGAGAAUGCAACUAAAGACACUAUCCUCUGAGAUAAGGAGAAAGUAUUGCAGUCAAACUUGCAACAGUGAUGCUGUUAAUUCUUAAAUUUUAUUAUCAUAAUCACUGUUAUUUAUAUCAUGAAGGGCGUGUCGGCUUGACCACGUUUAUAAACGUGGGCUCUUAAUUUCCGUUGGCUUGUGUUUGUACUUUGAAGAUUCGUUGUGUCAUCUCCAGUUUCAUGAUCAUGGCGGCGUUCCUACUGCUCUUGUUCUUUAGCACAGCCUCUGCCACAGCUAAAAGCUGUAUUGAAGGUCCAUCAAACUACACUAUCAUGCCUCCCUCUAGUGAAAUUGUCUGUAGUAAUGAAUCGAGCUGCCUCGACUUAAACCAGACGUGUAUCAAUAUUAAUAGCUCUAGUCUCACUGCUAAAAAGUUCAAUUAUCAUCUUGGUAUGCUCUUCGAAAAUGCUGUUAAAAGUGAUAGUUGCAGUGAAUUAAACGUUCUAGGAUUUGUGUACAUUUGUUGUUCAGAAACGGGUGCAAGUCUCUCUACUUGUACUUAUAGUUUUAUUGAGCACUGUGUUAAUCAUACGGCAAUAGGCAGAGCACAAGUCUUAUCGUGUGUUGAUAAGUUUUAUGGAUUUUGCGAGAAUGGUUCUAAUCCUUCUUGCAGAGAAGCGAUUGAAGAUGUCAUUGAUGAUGUAUUAAAGAAUAGAUUUGACUCACCAGUUGGCGAAGAAAUUUUAGCCAGUAUACUGGAGAAGGAGAAUGGGCUCAGGAAAUUCAAUGUGAUCAAAAGAGUUGUCUCUCUUUUACGGGGAAAGUCUCAAAGUGCGAAACAUGCUCAAAAGUUCUUGAAAGAAGCAGAGAAAGUCAUUGAAGCCUUUGAAAAUGAUAUUGCAAAAAGCUCUAGCAUGAUUGACUAUGAAGAUGUUAAAAACCUACUGUAUGCACUGGACAAUGCUUUUAAUGGCAGUCACAUCUCUCUUCUCUCAAGUAAUGAUGAAUAUUCUGGUCCUAAUUUAUUGAGUAAGCUCAAAAGACUCAGUAAAAUAUUUGGCAGAGCUAUACUUUAUGGCAGCGGGAGAAUAAAGAGCCACUUCAAUUUCAGUGGGAAUAACUUGGAUGUGAAGUUUAGGGUCAUAGACAAAGAAAUGAUAACAUUUGAGCAGAUAUAUGAAUCAGAAAAUGGUAGCAAAUCUGUCUUCAUUGAAGUCCCAAAGAAUGCACUGUGUUCACAAUCACAGUUACAAUUAUCAACUGAUGAUAAUUAUACUUAUACUUUUGAUGAAAUUGAUGAUAAAGACGAUAUACCUGAUAAGUUUAGAAAUUGUUUCACAGUUGAUUUUUCUAAAGGCUGUAGGCAAGUUUUAGUAGUAUAUCAUGCACACGAUAUUGAAAGAUCCUUUGAAGAAGCAUCAAACAAUAGAUCUACUCUAGUCAGUCUAGUAGUCUCAGUUCAAGCAAUAUCUGAUAAUACAGUGAACAUUUCUGAUACUGUUCAACUGAUGGAUAAUGUAUCAUUGAUAUUUAACAUUACUGAAUUUGAAAGCAAUGAAGAGCCUUUCUGUUGUUACUGGAAUGACUCGCUGCAGAACUGGUCCACUGAUGGCAUGACAACAACAAUACUAUCCAGUUCUCAAGUAUUGUGUACUAGCAACCACUUGACUAGUUUUGCUGUACUGGUUGAUCACUCUGGUGUUACUACUACUGAGCCCAGUGCUGAAGACACUGGAUUGGAAAUAAUUAGCUACAUUGGUGUUUCCAUUUCCAUUAUUUGUCUAAUACUCAGUAUCAUAUUACUCGUUGCUUUGAGAAAGCAGCUCCAGAAAGGUCCACUGUUGUACGUGCACAUUAACUUGUCACUUGCUUUACUGUUAGCAUUACUGGUGUUUGUUUUUGGGAUUGAAUUGCCAAGAUCUAUACCAUGGCUGUGUUCAGUUGUGGCUGGAUUGCUGCACUAUUUGUUCCUGUGUGUAUUCUGUUGGUCAUUAGCUGAAGGGAUUAUGCUGUAUAUAUUGAUAGUAAGAGUGUAUGGAUCACUAGCUGACAGAUGGUAUCUAUUACUACCUCUUGGAUGGGGUCUACCUAUUAUCAUUGUUGGUAUAUCUACUGGAAUAAAGCAUGAUCUUUAUGGUACUGAUGAUCAUUGUUGGCUAUCAACCAGUAAAGGAAUGAUAUGGUCAUUCAUUGGACCAAUGCUCCUCAUCAUAAUAAUCAAUACUAUAUUCCUAAUUAUGACACUUUAUCAUAUCAUAAAGUCCAGAAUGACUGGAGGAGCUGAAUACAACUUAAAGAAAAUUGAUUUUAUCAAGUCAUCAGUUAAAAGUGUUGUAGUACUGUUGCCUCUUCUUAGCAUAACAUGGAUUAUUGGUGUGUUCACUUUUAAUGAGCAAACAAAACUUUUCCAGUGGCUCUUUACAAUCUUUAAUUCCAUACAAGGCUGUGCUGUUUUAUACUUUCAUGUAUUGAGAAACAAGUUUAUAACUAACUGGGUUAAAGGGAGGCUGAGGAAUAAGUACAAAAUCAAGAAGCAAGAACCGAUAACUUCAUCAGCCACAAGUUCACCAUUAUGAGGCUUCAUCAUGUCUAAAUAUUAUGCUUAUGUGUAUUUAUAGCUUCAUCAUCCAAUAUGUGAAGUAUUUAGACAAUAAGUAUGUUGUGUAUGUAUACAAGUGCAUUGAUGUUUUUAAGUUGAUGUGUUUUUAAGGACAUUGUUUUUAAUUAUUUCUCGCUCCGUCAGUAGAGGAUGUGUUUUGUUUUUAAUUAUCUCCAACUCCGUCAGUAGACAGUCUGUUUGUUGUUCUUUAUGUAUGAUAAUUGACAUAUUUUUUUUUUGGAAUAACAAAACCAGUCAAACUUGUA